This is a messenger RNA of Trichechus manatus latirostris (Florida manatee), 1110 nucleotides long. RefSeq names its product protein phosphatase 1 regulatory subunit 3G (gene PPP1R3G). The transcript has a single exon. The record is from RefSeq and is a predicted model, not a curated record. Gene Ontology annotation, molecular function: glycogen binding; protein phosphatase 1 binding. Gene Ontology annotation, cellular component: protein phosphatase type 1 complex. Lineage: Eukaryota; Metazoa; Chordata; Mammalia; Sirenia; Trichechidae. Gene Ontology annotation, biological process: regulation of glycogen biosynthetic process. Bases 1 to 1110 code for a protein of 369 amino acids.
AUGGAGGCCUCAGGCGCGCAGCUCCUAAGCUUGGAGGCGCCGAGCCCCGCGCCCUUCGGACAGCCCCCGCCCGCGGAGGAGCUGCUCGCCCCGGAAGGCCUCCUCCUGGAGAGUGGCGAGGACAGCAACGGCCUCUCUGAAGCCCCAGGCCCCGACGCUCAGCCUGGGGCCAGCACCCUGUCCCCGGAGGAGGAAGUCGCCCUCCGGGAGCAGGAGGAGCUGCUGGAAUGCCGCCGCCGCAGCCGCGCGCGCUCCUUCUCGCUGCCCACCGACCCCAUCUUGCAGGCGGCCAAGUUAUUGCAGCCGCCGCCUCAGGCCGAGGGGUUGGGCACGGAGGGUGGGGAGCGGGCCGAAGCCGCACCGCCCAGCUCCGGUGGCUGCUGCACCAAGUGCAAGAAGCGGGUGCAGUUUGCCGACGCGCUGGGGCUGAGCCUGGCCAGCGUGAAGCACUUCAGCGAGGCUGAGGAGCCCCAAGUGCCGCCCGCCGCGCUCGCCCGCCUCCGGAGCUUCCCCAUGUGCCCCAAGGACCUGCAGCAGCUGGAGAGCCUGCUGGCCGCGGCGGCAGCGGCGGCGAUAAAGACGGCCUCGCCUCCCUCGGCGCCCGCCCCGCCCCGGCUCCGGCCGCUCUUCCAGCUCCCGGAUCCCCAAGCGGUAGUCGAGCGCCUUUGGCGGCAGCGCGUGUGCCUGGAGCGCGUGGACUGUUCGGCGCCCGGGGGUGCGGAGGUGAGGGGCUCGGGCCGGGUGCUCUGCGGUCCCGGGCCGAGAGCUGUGACUGUUCGCUACACCUUCACCGAAUGGCGCUCCUUCCUGGACGUGCCGGCCGAGCUGCAGCCCGAGCCAGAGGAGCCACAGCCGCCAGAGGCCUCGUCGAGGGUCUCCAGGCCGGAACCCGGGCCCGGGGAUGGCGAGGAAGAGCCGGGCACCCAGCGCUUCCACUUCUCUCUGUGCCUGCCUCCGGGCCUGACGCCCGAGGACGCGGAGGACGCGGACGCGUUGGGUUCCGCUGUCCACUUCGCUGUCCGCUACUGCUGCGCGCAGGGCGAGUACUGGGACAACAACUCCGGCGUCAACUACACACUGCGCCUUGCGCGCCCAGCGGACGCGCUCUGA